Molecule: messenger RNA, 1132 nt
Organism: Paramecium tetraurelia
Lineage: Eukaryota; Ciliophora; Oligohymenophorea; Peniculida; Parameciidae
Exons: 8
Molecular function (GO): ubiquitin protein ligase activity
Source: RefSeq, a predicted model, not a curated record
AUGUAAAAUCCUAGUAUCCUGAAUUUACAAUAAGUGAAAUAGUUUUAAGUUAGAAGACCGUAAAUAACGAAAGGUUCUCCUCUGUUGAAAGGAAAUCAAGUGUAGAUUGCAGCAAACAUUCGUAAUUAAAGCUUGUUGAGUGAUCAACCCCAGCACUUAAAAAUAAAACAACAAGAAGAAUAAGAACUAGGCAUGCACAACCAAUUCGAGAGAAGAAUAUAAAAGCAAAACUAGUUUGAUAUAAAGUAACAAGAUAACAUCUUCUAAUUGAAAUUAAGUAAUGAGCAUCAAUUGAAUUAAUUGAAUAUGCAACUAAUAAAGAAGAAUAAAAUUCUAAGCAAUAGACUUCAAUAAUAAUAUAAAAUUAAUGAAUCUUAUAUGGAAUAAAUUAAUAAGCUGCAGGAAACCAAUCAAGCUUAUGAAUAGCAAAUUCAUUAAUUGGAAGAGAAAAUAAAAAAGUAGAAAUCAAAAAAGAAGCAAUUGAAGGAAUAGAUCGACCAACUCUAAUAAGAAUUGGAUGAGAUGCAAGAGAAGUAUCAGAACAAUUCCAACUAAGAUAUGAACUAAGAGGAUGAUCAAUAAUAAUAAUAGUAAUAGAAUCACAUUCCUCUUACAAGACAGCAACUCUAUUAGUUAAUGCAAUAUUUAUACCAGGGAGAUUAGUAAUAGUUAGAGAACUUCCACGAAUACUAGGAUUAAGAAAUCGAUCCAGAUGCAAUGACUUAUGAGUAGCUCUUGGAAUUGGAAGAAUAGAUAGGUAAUGUGCCCAAGGGAUUAACCAAAUAAUAGAUUAAACAACUGCCAAAACGAACCUUGAAUCAUGACAGUAUGCCAGAAGACAAAUGUUCAGUAUGCUUGUUCGAAUUCAAGGAAGAGGAGAAGGUGAGAGAAUUGCCUUGCAAACACAUAUAUCAUUCUAGUUGUAUAAAGAAUUGGUUACAGAACAAUAAGCAAUGUCCUCUGUGCAAAACGGAAAUCGAAAUCCAAAAAAAUGAUGGUGAGGAGUAGUUGAAUUAGCAGGAUGAACCAGAUUAAGGGGAUGAACCAUAAGUAGAGUAUGAUCAACAACAGUUUGAAAUAGAAUGAUUCUUGAUAAUUUUACAUAAUUAAUAUAUAUUUCAUCAAUAAACUA